CAACAAAAAGUUUGACACGAGCAAACCCAGCAAUGAUUACGCUCCCGUUGUUGCCUGGUGCUGCCAACUCUGUCCUUUGCUGUUCAUAAGCAUCUCUAGCGCUCUGGUGUUUUGCAUCUUCAUUCUUUUCACGUCUGCACUUGAGGUUUUACGCCUUUUGAUGAGCAAAGUUGCACACAAUGGCAGAGCUUUCUACGGACGCAUACUGGCGAGCGCCGCCCAUUGCUAGAACUGUUGCGACCAUUACCUUUGGUCUAUCCUGCGCUGUACACACAGGAGUCCUUGCCGGGGAUCUCUUCUACUAUGACUUUCGCUACUUGCUGCGGAUCCCUCCGCAAGUUUGGCGUAUCGUAACAUGCUUCUUGAUUACCUUCCCAAACUUGGGUAUCCUAUUUGACACUUUCCACAUGUACAUGUACAUGAGUCAGCUGGAGAGAGGUCAUCCGCGAUUGUCUCGACGAGAAGAUUUCGUCUGGUACUUGACUUUCGUUAGCGGAACAAUUUUGAUACUGAGUCACCUGACAGGCUUCGGGUUUGGAGUACUGACGCAAGCACUUCUCCUUGCCAUGGCCUAUACCGUAACCCAGGAGCAGCGAGGGCAGCAAACGAACUACAUGUUCAUCCAGAUCCCGUCCCAGCUUGUGCCGUUUGCCAUGAUGGCGAUCAACCUUUUCUUCCCCGGUGGUAUCGGCAUCGUAUUGCUGCAGCUUCAUGGACUUGCAGCGGCACACUUGUAUCUGUUCCUCAGCAAGAUCUGGCCCGAGGUUGCAGGUGGCCGAAACUGGAUUCAGACUCCUGCGUUUAUUAGUUCGUUGGUGAAUGGGGUAGCACCAGCACCACAACGACCAGCAGUAGCUGGAGCCAGAGUGCCUGAUGCAGCAUCCGGUCGAAGCAGCGGUGCGUCUCGUGGACCACUGCCAGACUCGUGGCGGACAAGAGGACCUGGGCACCGCCUAGGCUGAGCCAUAUAGUAAAUAAGACACGUCACCUUUUUAUCUAUUAAUACUACAAAAUAAUGAUGAUGCAAAACUGUUACACUAUGCACUGCU
This is a messenger RNA of Trichoderma harzianum CBS 226.95, 1049 nucleotides long. RefSeq lists its product as hypothetical. The record is from RefSeq and is a predicted model, not a curated record. Gene Ontology annotation, biological process: endoplasmic reticulum unfolded protein response. Bases 180 to 962 code for a protein of 260 amino acids. Gene Ontology annotation, cellular component: endoplasmic reticulum membrane; Hrd1p ubiquitin ligase ERAD-L complex. NCBI's taxonomy places the organism in Eukaryota, Fungi, Ascomycota, Sordariomycetes, Hypocreales, Hypocreaceae. Gene Ontology annotation, molecular function: misfolded protein binding; ubiquitin-specific protease binding. The transcript has 3 exons.